Cercocebus atys (sooty mangabey) is the source of this 1329-nucleotide messenger RNA. It is a transcript of the gene DPH5, whose product is annotated as diphthamide biosynthesis 5. The coding region runs from base 130 to 987 and encodes 285 amino acids. Gene Ontology annotation, molecular function: diphthine synthase activity. The transcript is spliced from 8 exons. Gene Ontology annotation, biological process: protein histidyl modification to diphthamide. NCBI's taxonomy places the organism in Eukaryota, Metazoa, Chordata, Mammalia, Primates, Cercopithecidae. The record is from RefSeq and is a predicted model, not a curated record.
AGGUGAGGCCGGCGGCGUGGGUCCUUGCGGUGCACGGAACCGGCGCUUUGGUAGUUCCUUCUGAGGAAAGGCGGUAGUUUGGAAUUUGGAAAGGCCAGGGAACUAGUCUCUCUUCUCCUGAAGUUUGAAAUGCUUUAUCUCAUCGGCUUGGGCCUGGGAGAUGCCAAGGACAUCACAGUCAAGGGCCUGGAAGCUGUUAGACGCUGCAGUCGAGUGUAUCUAGAAGCCUACACCUCAGUCCUGACUGUAGGGAAGGAAGCCUUGGAAGAGUUUUACGGAAGAAAAUUGAUUCUUGCUGAUAGAGAAGAAGUGGAACAAGAAGCAGAUAAUAUUUUAAAGGAUGCUGAUAUCAGUGAUGUUGCGUUCCUUGUGGUUGGCGAUCCGUUUGGGGCUACAACACACAGUGAUCUUGUUCUAAGAGCAACAAAGCUGGGAAUUCCUUACAGAGUUAUUCACAAUGCCUCCAUAAUGAAUGCUGUAGGCUGCUGUGGUUUACAGUUAUAUAAGUUUGGAGAGACAGUUUCUAUUGUUUUUUGGACAGACACUUGGAGACCAGAAAGCUUCUUUGACAAAGUGAAGAAGAACAGACAAAAUGGCAUGCACACAUUAUGUUUACUAGACAUCAAAGUAAAGGAGCAGUCUUUGGAAAAUCUAAUCAAGGGAAGGAAGAUCUAUGAACCUCCACGGUAUAUGAGUGUAAACCAAGCAGCCCAGCAGCUUCUGGAGAUUAUUCAAAAUCAAAGAAUACGAGGAGAAGAACCAGCAAUCACCGAGGAGACACUUUGUGUUGGCUUAGCCAGGGUUGGAGCAGACGACCAGAAAAUUGCAGCAGGCACUUUACAGCAAAUGUGUACUGUGGACUUGGGAGAACCAUUGCAUUCCUUGAUCAUCACAGGAGGCAGCAUACAUCCAAUGGAGAUGGAGAUGCUAAAUCUCUUUUCCAUAUCAGAAAAUAGCUCAGAAUCUCAAAGCAUGGAUGGACUUUGAACGUAGAUAUUUACUAUUGUCUGAUUUAAAUUUCAACCAUAUAUGGAUUGAUAUGGUUUGGCUGUAUCCCCACCCAAGUCGCAUCUUGAAUUUUAAUCCUCAUAAUCCCCAGGUGUUGUGGGAGGUAAUUGAAUCAUGGGGGGUGGUUACCCCCAUGCUAUUCUCAUGAUAGUGACUUCUCAUGAGAUCUGAUGGUUUUGUAAGCGUCUGGCAUUUCCCCUACUGGCUCUCAUUCUCACUCUUGCCACUCUGUGAAGAGGUGCCUUUCACCAUGAUUGUAAGUUUCCUGAGGCCUUCCCAGCCACGUGGAACUGUGAGUCAGUUAAACCUCUUUUACAAUUA